UCUUUCCUCUUCCUCUUCCUUUCUUUCCCCUGUGAACUCAACGCCUACCAAAGAGGGAAAAUCCAUAAAUCGAGAGAUAAAAUUGGAAUGGCUCGACUCGGAUAUCUAGGGCUAGAUUGUUCGUGAAUAUAUUCACCGUCGUCGGUCCUAAAUUCUCUGUUCGUUCUUCCUCGAAUCGAUUCUUUGGAUCAUCGUGGUUGAGAAGGUCCUGAUCUGAGCUGCCAUAUUGAGGCUUUUGUGGUGGAAGAAGAGGAGUAUAGGGUUUCAGAACCACUGCAGUACUCUGAAGCUGCUGUCGCAAUGGUGGAUAAGUCUUGCAUCAAGCGCCUUCAGAAGGAAUACAGAGCUCUCUGUAAAGAACCAGUCUCCCAUGUUAUGGCUCACCCUUUACCAAAUGAUAUCCUUGAAUGGCAUUAUGUAUUGGAGGGAAGUGAAGGAACACCGUUUGCAGGUGGUUAUUACCAUGGAAAGAUCAAGUUCCCUCCAGAGUAUCCAUUCAAGCCACCCAGCAUCAGUAUGAUCACUCCAAAUGGACGGUUUAUGACACAGAAGAAAAUCUGCUUAUCCAUGAGUGAUUUUCACCCAGAAACUUGGAAUCCUAUGUGGUCCGUAUCAAGCAUACUUACAGGGCUUCUGUCAUUCAUGAUGGACAACAGUCCUACCACUGGCAGUGUUUCAACUACUGCUGCUGAAAAGCAAAGGUUGGCCAAGGCUUCGCUUGCUUUCAAUUGUAAGAGCCCAGUAUUUAGAAAAAUGUUCCCGGAAUACGUAGAAAAGUACAACCAGCAACAGCUUGCAGAGGAGUCGCUGUCAGAGCAGUCGUCACUAAUUUCACCUCCUAGGGAAGAUCAAGAAAGCUUCGGAGCAACAUCUGGGAAUACCAAAAGAAGGCUAGAAGAGCAAAAUAGAGAAAUCCUCAAUGAUGCAAGAAACAAAAAGAGAGGAUCACAGAAAUUCCCCUUCUGGUUGUUGAUGUUGCUGAUUUCCAUCUUCGGUAUUGUGAUGGCCCUACCUCUUCUCCAACCUUGAAGCAACCUAAGAAAUGAAAAGCUGUCUUGAGGUCAGUCCACAUGAGGCUUCUAGCAAUGUUACACUCUUACAUUUAUGGUUAUAUUGGAUCUGAACUCUUGAGUCAUGUAACUAAAAGAGAACUUGUAUGGGGGUAUUAGAAGCUGAAGCAAGAAAUAGUUCCGAUUCACUAGCUUGUCUCCUAUUUCGCUGGAUCUGCUUGUUUGCAGCUCCGGACAUUUGCUGCCGCUGAUGUCAUCUCAAUUGACCUUGUUGUGGAUCUUGGUUUUUGGCUUU
Molecule: messenger RNA, 1305 nt
Organism: Telopea speciosissima
Lineage: Eukaryota; Viridiplantae; Streptophyta; Magnoliopsida; Proteales; Proteaceae
Product: ubiquitin-conjugating enzyme E2 34-like
Exons: 10
Coding region: 301-1029 (242 amino acids)
Source: RefSeq, a predicted model, not a curated record